UGGUUCGCCUACGGCCUGAACACCUCCGGCUCCGACUGGAACAGCCUGCGCAUCAAGAACGUCGACACCGGCAACGACCUGCCCGAGGUGCUCACUCGCCUCAAGUUCAGCAACAUCACCUGGACGCACGACAACCGCGGCUUCUUCUACUCCGCCUUUCCGGGCAUCGAGGGGGACGGCACCGAGACCACCGAGUGCACCUACCAGAAGCUCUACUACCACCGCAUCGGCACGCCCCAGACGGAGGACGUGCUCGUCUACGAGCGGCCCGACGAGCCCAACUACCGCUUCAACGCCUCCAUCAGCGACUGCGGCCACUACCUGCACGUGUGGACCAAUCAUAGCUGCGAGUACAACCUCUGGCACUACCACCGCUUUGCUGAUCCACUGGCGCCGGUCAUCACCGGGCCGCUCGCUCUGGAGACGGUGGUGGACGUCUUCAACGCCGACUACUACUACGUCGCCAAUGACGGCCCGCGGACGGUCUUUCGCACCAACCUCCACGCCAGCAACUUCCGCCUCUGCGUGGUGGACCUCUCCGACGUGGCCGCCGCCCGCCUGCCCGCCUCCUGGACCGACCUGGUGCCGGAGCACCCGAAGGACGUGCUCGAGGGGGCGGUGGCCGCCGCCGGCGACCUGAUCGUCGCCAGCUACAUUCGCGACGUCACCUCGCGCGUCCAGCUGCACCGCCUCGCGGACGGGUCGCUCCUGCGGGAGCUGCCCCUGCCGCUGGGCAACGUCACCGGCCUGGCGGCGAAGCGCGAGCAGAAGGAGCUCUUCUACUCCUUUACCUCCUUUCUCAUUCCGGGCAUUGUCUACCACCUGGUGCUGGAGGGCGAGGGCGUGACGGGGGCCAAGGAGCCGACGGUUUUUCGCGAGGCAAAGCCCGCCAACUUUGACCACACUAAGUUUGUCACUGAGCAGGUCUUCUACGAGAGCAAGGAUGGCACGAAGGUGCCCAUGUUUCUGGUGCACAAGAAGGACUUUACCAAGGACGGCCAGGCGCCCUGUCGCCUCUACGCCUACGGCGGUUUCAACGUCAGCAUCAAGCCGUCCUUUAGUCUGCAGAACAUUAUUCUAAUGGAAAAUCUGGGCGGCCUCUUUGCGCUGGCCAAUAUUCGGGGCGGCGGCGAGUACGGCGAAAAGUGGCACAAUGCCGCCAAGUUGGAGAAGAAGCAGACCUGCUUUGAUGAUUUCAUUGCCGCCGCGGAGUACCUCACCAAGGAGCGCUACACCAGAUCAGAGAAACUGUGGAUCGAGGGCGGCUCCAACGGCGGCCUCCUGAUUGGCGCCGUCAGCAAUCAACGACCGGAGCUCUUUGCCGCCGGCAUUGCCCACGUUGGUGUGAUGGACCUACUGCGCUUUCACAAGUUCACCAUUGGCCACGCCUGGAUGUCCGAGUACGGCAACCCGGAGAAGGAGGCGGACUUUCGCAAUCUGAUUCGCCUCUCGCCGCUGCACAAUGUCCCCGGCGAUGUGGACCGCUUUCCGGCCACCCUUCUUCUGACGGCUGAUCACGACGACCGCGUCGUCCCCUUGCACUCCUUCAAGCUGAUUGCCGAGCUGCAGCACAAGCUAGGGGAGAAGGUGGGCGCCAGGACGCCGCUGCUUGCCCGCAUCGAUACAAAGUCUGGUCACGGCUUUGGCAAGCCUACGGAGAAGAUUAUUGAAGAGGUUGCCGACAUCUACAGCUUCAUUAUCAAUGCGCUGAAGUUGGAGUACAAGCAGCAGCAGUAG
Messenger RNA from Rhagoletis zephyria (snowberry fruit fly), 1737 nucleotides. RefSeq names its product prolyl endopeptidase-like. Lineage: Eukaryota; Metazoa; Arthropoda; Insecta; Diptera; Tephritidae. Gene Ontology annotation, molecular function: oligopeptidase activity; serine-type endopeptidase activity. The record is from RefSeq and is a predicted model, not a curated record. Gene Ontology annotation, cellular component: cytosol. Gene Ontology annotation, biological process: proteolysis.